Messenger RNA from Austrofundulus limnaeus, 1581 nucleotides. RefSeq names its product cardiolipin synthase 1 (gene crls1). Gene Ontology annotation, biological process: cardiolipin biosynthetic process. Gene Ontology annotation, molecular function: cardiolipin synthase (CMP-forming) activity. Gene Ontology annotation, cellular component: membrane; mitochondrion. The record is from RefSeq and is a predicted model, not a curated record. The coding region runs from base 147 to 1190 and encodes 347 amino acids. The transcript has 7 exons. NCBI's taxonomy places the organism in Eukaryota, Metazoa, Chordata, Actinopteri, Cyprinodontiformes, Rivulidae.
CCUUUUACGACACCGAGUACGUUUCGUUUUACGGCAACAUGGCAGCCCGCUGUCCGGAGCAAGGUUUGUGUGGAUCUGUCACCUCACCAUGACCACGGGUGGAAACGUCUCGAGGGCAGCGGGUCGGUAAUGCGAGUAUCGUGGAAAUGUUAACGACGUGCUUCCGGCGGGUCUCUGCCCCGCUGUGUCUCAGUGUCACCGGCCUGGUGUCCGCGCGCUGCCCCGGCCGUGUGUGUCGGCUCGCGCCCGCAUUGUGGCGGGUCGGACGCGCGCCUAUAACAGAGCGCGUGAGGCUGACACGGCCCCAAGUGAACUCCUCCUGGUUCUUCAGGUUGAAAUGGACGGACGGACGUGCCGCGUGUUGGAGUGGGCAGGUUCCCGUGCACGCGUGGGGAACCGUGCUCGUGCGCCGCGGAGGUCCGGAGAUGUCAGCGAGCGGCUUCCGGUCCCCGUUGACCCCCAGAGCAGACCGAGGGCUCUGCAGCCGGAAGACCGACGAGGAGCCGGAUUCCUCUGCUGCGGCGGACCGGGAGGACCCGGGCGUGGUACCGGGACACGGACUGUUCAAGUUCAAAGAGCUGUAUGAAAACCCAUGGACCAUCCCCAACCUGCUGUGUGUGUGUCGGAUCUUCCUGGCUCCAUACCUGGGCUACCUGAUCAUCCAGGAGCACUUCCACCUCAGUCUGCUGCUCUUCACUCUGGCAGGAGCCACUGACCUGCUGGACGGACUGAUUGCGAGGACGUGGCCCAGUCAGAAGUCUGCUUUAGGCAGCGCUCUGGACCCUCUGGCUGAUAAGAUCCUCAUCAGUAUUUUAUACGUCAGUCUCACCUACGCUGAACUCAUCCCAGCUCCUCUCACAGCUUUAGUGAUUCUCAGAGACGUCGGGCUGAUAGCUGCUUUCUUCUGGGUCAGAUACAAGACUGUCCCUCCACCGGUGACUCUCAGUAAGUUUUUCAACCCGUGCUACACUACAGCUCAGCUGAAGCCCACGUUGUUCAGCAAGGUGAACACAGCCAUCCAGCUGAGCCUGGUAGCAGCUUCUCUGGCUGCUCCUGUCUUCCAGUUCACAGACAGUCUCCUGCUGCAGGGCUUAUGUUCCCUCACAGCUGUCACCACAGCAGCAUCAGGAUACAGCUACUGGCACUACGGCCGCAAGACGGUGCAGCUCCUGAACACCAGGUCUCCAUGAGAACCACACCUGGACAUGGACACAAACCAGACCCGGACCAGGAACCAGCUCCAGCAGAGAUGCUUCUCAGCUGCUGCAAACCGAGGGCUGACAGACAGACGGACGUGUGGACGGUCGCCAGGAGCUUUGAAGACGAGUAGCUGUGACAAGCGUUUCUGGGUCGCCAUGGCGACGGCACCCAGAAACAAGCGAAGCCACAGAUGGUUCGCUGCAGACUCCGGUGGACCAGCAGCUCUGCUGUGGGUCUGGUCCAGAGCUGUGUGCUCAGAUACAAACACCAACAUAAAUAGAGCGUCUGCCCAGGGUUCAACCAACAGGACAACAUCCACACAAUGAUGUCAUCAUGUCUGUUUGUAAGCCACACAUUUCUGAUUAAAAAUACUAAAUCUGC